AUGGCGGCAGUCAUCGGAAAAGUGGAUGAGUUUGACGAAGGAAAGGAAACCUUCACGUGCUAUUUGGAAAGGUUGGACCAGUUCUUCAUUGCCAACGACAUUAAGGAUGCAAAAGCAGUAAGUGUUUUUCUUACGGUCAUAGGGCCGAAAUCGUACUCGCUGUUGAAGUCAAUGGUAUCACCAGACAACGUGAGUGAUAAAUCACUGGAAGAACUGAAAACUUUGCUAAAGAAUCAGUACUCACCACAACCUUUGACAAUUGCAGAACGCUUUAAAUUCCACAAAAGAGGCCAGAAACCAGGUGAAUCUGUGAAUGAAUAUGUGGUCGAACUGAAGCGUCUGGAAACCACCUGCAAGUUUGUAAACUUCCUGAAGGAUGCCUUAAGAGAUCGACUAGUGUGUAAGCUGAUCAACACCACAUGUCAGAAGAAGCUAUUAACCGAGAAAGAGCUGUCUUUUGACAAGGCACUGCAGCAGGCGGUAGCAUUUGAGAUGGCAAAUAUGCAAUCUCAAAAAAAUGACUGCCAAGCAAGUCUUCACUCCAAAGAGGAAACCAGCACCUACUGCAAUAAGUGGUGA
Molecule: messenger RNA, 579 nt
Organism: Patiria miniata (bat star)
Lineage: Eukaryota; Metazoa; Echinodermata; Asteroidea; Valvatida; Asterinidae
Exons: 1
Coding region: 1-579 (192 amino acids)
Source: RefSeq, a predicted model, not a curated record